Messenger RNA from Gambusia affinis (western mosquitofish), 2052 nucleotides. RefSeq lists its product as uncharacterized. Bases 306 to 1844 code for a protein of 512 amino acids. Gene Ontology annotation, biological process: membrane protein proteolysis. Gene Ontology annotation, cellular component: lumenal side of endoplasmic reticulum membrane; cytoplasmic side of endoplasmic reticulum membrane; lysosomal membrane. Gene Ontology annotation, molecular function: aspartic endopeptidase activity, intramembrane cleaving. The transcript is spliced from 15 exons. NCBI's taxonomy places the organism in Eukaryota, Metazoa, Chordata, Actinopteri, Cyprinodontiformes, Poeciliidae. The record is from RefSeq and is a predicted model, not a curated record.
AGAAACUUGUAAAAAGUUUAAAGCGUACGAAUGUUUCGCUUAAGCCCAGAGGAGAAAGGAAUUCCCCCCUCGACUUGGAGAGACUUUUAUUUCUCGGUAGGCCCAACACGCGUCUCUGAGAGGAACAGAAACUAAAAAGGCUCUGCGUCUCACAUGACACAAGCCAAUACAGGAAGUGCCCGGGGCAGCUAUCCAAAACAACAACCGUCACGAUACGAACUCAUCCAGCCGAACAAAAAUGAUCCUGUACCGCACAGGAAGCAAUUGACACUCAAGAUUCAAACAAACUCCGUGGAAAGACGAAGAUGGAGGUGAAAGGAGCGCUCGGCGUCGCUCUUCUGUUCGUCAUUUCCCUAAUAACGCAGGUAAAUUGCCAAGAGGCUGUUUUGCACAUCUCAAAUGGAAGUUCAUAUCGGGAUUACUGCCUCGUCUACAAUCACUCCUGGACUCCUCUUGAAGACACACUCGCUAAAGCUCCGACGUACAAGCUGGUGAAUCUGACGUCCACUGUGCUGUGUGACGCCUCAGGAGUCCAACCAGGGGCGGUAAAGGGCAAAGCUCUGGUGGUGAUGAGGGGGGAAUGCAAUUUCAGCCAGAAGGCUAUUGUCGCCCAAGAACUUGGCGCUAAGGCGCUGCUUAUUGCGAGCAACACAACCUUGGUCACUCCAUCGGCCGAGGAGUCUGAGUAUCCAAAGGUCCACAUUCCUCUGGCUCUCAUGAGGUACAGGGACUUCCUGACAGCCCAGCGUGUGUUUGGCGAAGGAAUGGAAGUGACGCUGUACGCGCCGCAGUACUCCAAGAUUGAUCCGAACAUCGUCAUCCUGCUGCUGAUCGCUAUAGCAACGGUGGCUUUGGGCGGCUUAUGGAGUGGAGCUUGUGAACGCGAGCGACUGAAGAACUACGCUACCGGAGGAGGAGCAGAAGAACACAAAGCGGACAGCAGCAGAGUCCUCUACUCCCCCCUCAGCAUCAUCAUCUUCGUCAUCGUGAUGUGCGGGAUGCUGGUGCUCAUGUACUUCUUCUACAACGUUCUCGUUUACAUCAUUAUUGUCAUCUUCUGCUUCGCCACUGCCUCGGCUCUGUUCAGCUGCCUGGACGCGGUGCUGGACUUAAUCCGUUGUGGCACUUUAAGCUUCUCUGUGCGUAACAAGAGCUUCUCAGUGAGGUCCAUCCUGCUGGCUGCUGUGUGCAUUACCGUCGCUGUGAUCUGGGGAGUGUACAGAAAUGAAGACGGGUGGAUCUGGGUCCUGCAGAACUUGCUUGGUAUUGCUUUUUGCCUCAACUUCAUGAAGACCAUCACACUGUCCAAUUUCAAGAUCUGUGUGAUCCUGCUGAGUCUCCUCCUGCUAUAUGAUGUCUUCUUUGUGUUCAUAACUCCUUUCUUCACAAAGAAUGGAGUCAGCAUCAUGGUGCAGGUUGCUCUCGGCCCCGACGCGUCUGGGGAGAAGACACAAGGUAACAUGGUGGAGAUCCCUGCUGAACCCCAGCCUCCUUCUGAGAAAAUACCUGUGGUGAUGCGUGUCCCGCGGUUCUCUGCUUGGCCUCAGAACCUGUGUGGGCUGCAGUUCUCCAUCCUGGGUUACGGAGACAUCAUUGUCCCAGGCCUCCUGGUGGCCUAUUGCAGCAGGUUUGACGUUUGGAUCAACAGCAGGAAGAAAGUCUACUUCAUCAGCUGCUGCUUUGCCUACCUCCUGGGACUGCUGCUGACCUUUGCAGUGAUGCUGCUGUCGGGGAUGGGCCAGCCCGCCCUGCUCUACCUGGUGCCUUUCACCUUGAUAACCUCCGCCAUGGUUGCAGGCUGCAGGGGGGAGAUGAGGCACUUCUGGACAGAUAUUUACAUGUGAAACCGAUCUCGACUACCUCCUUUUUUACUCUGGCGUGAGGCAGACCCUGCCCACAAUGUCACCUGUUGUAGGGUGGAAAGAUAAUAAGACAUGCCUUACCAAUUAAUAGUUAGCAACUUUGCAAAAGAUGGAAACAAAUAUAUCUGUAUUUGCUCUCUUCUACUCUGCAGGUCAGGCUCUGAAUAAAGGUCAGCCAGAAGUCACCUAA